This is a messenger RNA of Ipomoea nil (Japanese morning glory), 945 nucleotides long. RefSeq lists its product as uncharacterized. Bases 1 to 945 code for a protein of 314 amino acids. The transcript has a single exon. The record is from RefSeq and is a predicted model, not a curated record. NCBI's taxonomy places the organism in Eukaryota, Viridiplantae, Streptophyta, Magnoliopsida, Solanales, Convolvulaceae.
AUGGGCGAGCUUCAGAAGCAAAUCAACGACAGGGACGGGUCCCCGGAGCCCUUUGAUGUCCUGACUACCCCGUUCACGAGGGACAUCAUGGAUGAACCCCUCCCCGCGAACUUUCGAUUCCCCGCCAUCCAAGCAUACUCGGGGACGACCGACCCGCGUGAGCACCUGAACUGGUACAUGGCUGCCAUGCUGAUGACUAGGGCCAGCGACGCUAUCAUGUGCCGGGGUUUCCUAUCGACCCUAGACGGCCACGCUCAGGAUUGGUGUGGGUCCCUGCCAGAGGGGUCCAUCUCGACCUUCGCCGUCCUCACCAGGCGUUUCAUGUCAUACUUCGCUGGCCACAUACGGAAAAAGAAGCAGUUCGCCGACCUAUGUUUUUUGAAACAGAGGGGUUCGGAGUCCUUGGCCGACUUCCUCAACAAGUGGAAGAAGGAGUCGAUAGGGAUCUCCAAUUUCGACGACAAGGCGGCAAUACCCAUCUUCAGAAGCAACCUUAGAUCCGGCCCCUUCCAUCAGGACCUCAUCCGAUACCCCCCCAAGACCUACACCGAGUUGAUGGACCGCGCAUCUAGGUUCGCGGACGCGGAGGUAGCCGAGAAGAGAAAGAAGGAAGAGGAGGAGGGGAAGGAUCGUAAAGGCAAUGAGCCUCGAGAAGAGCGCCAGGCACUAAGGCCGCCCCGGCGCGAGGCUCCUCAGGAAGACCGUCGGGCACCCAGGCCUCCCCGCCGUGAGUAUGCCGAGGGGCCCAGGUUGACCCCCACGCGUUUUCUCACCCCACUGACGCAGCCCGUCAGCACAAUCUUGGAGCAUGCAGAAGGCCAGGGGAUCGUGGAAUACCCGGGAGAGUGCAUGAAGAUAUCCCCAAAGGUAGACCACAACAAGUACUGCAAAUUCCAUCGGCAGUCAGGGCAUGACACGGACGAGUGCAUCCUCCUCAAACGGUAG